CUAAAAUGUCUUUGAGAUCUAAUCCAUAAUCCAUCCCAUCACUCUCUAGAGGCUAAUUCACACUCUACCGUGGGAAAGCAAUAACCUCAUCCCCAUCUGAAUUUAAAUAAAAUAACUGAUUUGUAAAGGUGAAGGCUAAAUGGCGGUGGCCUUCCGUGGAGGCCGGAACGGCGUCGGAUCAGGACUCCGCAGUUUCUUCUCGUACCGUAUCUUCAUCUCCGCCUUGUUCUCUUUUCUCUUCCUCGCCACCUUCUCCGUCGUCCUCAACUCCUCUCGUCACCAACCUCACCUCGAUCACACAUUGCCGAGGACGUUUCAAUCGGAUCCGUUGAAAACUAGGUUAGAUCUGAUACACAAGCAAGCGACCGAUCACCUCACGCUUGUGAACGCAUACGCUGCUUACGCUAGGAAGCUCAAGCUCGACGCGUCAAAGCAGCUUAAGCUCUUCGAAGAUCUGGCGGUUAACUUCUCCGAUCUGCAGGCCAAACCUGGAUUGAAGCUCGAAAACGUGAACGCGAUCGAGGAGGAUGCGUUUCGGCAGAUCGAGAAAGAGGUUAAAGAUAAGGUGAAGACGGCGAGGAUGAUGAUCGUUGAGUCUAAAGAGAGUUACGAUACGCAGUUAAAGAUCCAGAAGCUGAAGGAUACGAUCUUCGCCGUUCAAGAGCAGUUGACGAAAGCCAAGAAAAACGGCGCCGUUGCGAGCUUGAUCUCGGCUAAGUCGGUUCCCAAGAGUCUUAACUGUUUGGCUAUGAGGCUUGUUGGGGAGAGGAUCUCUAACCCCGAGAAGUAUAAGGAUGCUCCGUUUGAUUCGGCUGUGUUGGAGGAUCCGAGUCUUUAUCACUACGCGGUCUUCUCUGAUAAUGUGAUCGCUGUUUCCGUUGUGGUGAGGUCGGUUGUGGUGAACGCCGAGGAGCCGUGGAAGCAUGUGUUUCAUGUGGUGACUGAUAGGAUGAAUCUCGCGGCUAUGAAGGUUUGGUUUAAGAUGCGUCCUUUGGACCGUGGUGCUCGUGUUGAGAUUAAAUCGGUUGAGGAGUUUAAGUUCUUGAACUCUUCGUAUGCGCCGGUCUUGAGGCAGCUUGAGUCUGCUAAGUUGCAGAAGUUUUACUUUGAGAACCAGGCGGAGAACGCGACUAGAGAUGAACAUAACAUCAAGUUCAAGAACCCGAAGUAUCUCUCGGUGUUGAACCAUCUGAGAUUCUACUUACCGGAGAUGUAUCCGAAGCUGAAUAAGAUCUUGUUCUUGGACGAUGACGUUGUGGUGCAGAAGGAUGUGACUGGGUUGUGGAAGAUCAAUUUGGAUGGGAAGGUGAAUGGAGCUGUUGAGACGUGCUUUGGCUCUUUUCAUCGGUAUGGUCAAUACCUAAACUUCACUCAUCCUCUGAUCAAAGAGAGCUUUAACCCCAAUGCUUGUGCUUGGGCCUUUGGGAUGAAUAUAUUUGAUCUCAAUGCUUGGAGGCGCGAGAAAUGCACAGAUCAAUACCAUUACUGGCAGAACUUGAAUGAAGACAGAAGUCUCUGGAAAUUAGGCACUCUGCCUCCGGGACUGAUGACAUUCUAUUCAAAGACGAAAUCACUGGACAAGUCCUGGCAUGUGCUUGGGUUAGGCUACAACCCGGGAGUGAGCAUGGACGAGAUUAAAAAAGCAGCAGUGAUACAUUACAAUGGGAACAUGAAACCAUGGCUAGACAUUGCUAUGAACCAAUACAAGUCUCUCUGGACUAAAUACGUCGACAACGAAAUGGAGUUUGUGCAGAUGUGCAAUUUUGGUCUUUAAAGAAAGAUAUCGAUGAAGAGGUAACCUCAAAUCGAUAUAUGUUCAGUCAUUCAGGGCAUUCUUUAGCUUAUAUACGUUUAUCUUUUAUAUAUUAUAUAGGGUUACAAAAGUGUUUUGCUUUGUUCUUUCUGUCAUAGUUUUGUUCUUUAUUUAUAUUUUGUGUAACUCUUUCACAUCAAAAGCUUUAUCCAAAACUACAAUGUGUUAAGGUUUGUUUCA
This is a messenger RNA of Brassica napus (rape), 1993 nucleotides long. RefSeq names its product probable galacturonosyltransferase 9. Gene Ontology annotation, molecular function: polygalacturonate 4-alpha-galacturonosyltransferase activity. Lineage: Eukaryota; Viridiplantae; Streptophyta; Magnoliopsida; Brassicales; Brassicaceae. The record is from RefSeq and is a predicted model, not a curated record. The transcript is spliced from 3 exons. Bases 140 to 1774 code for a protein of 544 amino acids.